Molecule: messenger RNA, 7267 nt
Organism: Ostrea edulis (European flat oyster)
Lineage: Eukaryota; Metazoa; Mollusca; Bivalvia; Ostreida; Ostreidae
Exons: 6
Coding region: 3662-7135 (1157 amino acids)
Source: RefSeq, a predicted model, not a curated record
CACUGUAUAUAUGCAUAUUUACUUUCGCUAUUUUACACGCCAUUAUGUGUGACGUACAUCAUAUGCGCCCUCGAGUUUGAAAAAUCUAUUAGCCAUUUCAUAAACAGAUUAGAUUUAAUCAACAAAAAAUCCAAUUAUCACGUUAACAGCUUGUUGGAUAUCAUUGCAUUAAGGUGUUUUGUAGGGCUGCAACAGGUACCCCGAAAUAACGAAAACCGUGGGUCGCAGCGUUCGGGUCGGGUUCAGUUCCAUAUUUUGGUUUGGGUCUGGUUUUUAAAAUGGAAUCAUUAUUAGAAAUCCGUUUCAAUGAUACGUCGUCAGAAUCCUCAAAGGUGGCUGUAUUUUGAUCAAUUGUCAAAUGAUGGCAUUUUGGACAAAACUAUAAACAAUGACAGUAUGUAAGAUAUAUAUAUGUUAAAUGCAUUGAUAAUAUGCCACAGGAUCAACAUCGUCAAGGACAAAACAUUGAAAGCAUGGAAUGGAAACAAGUACAGACUGUGGACAAAAGUAUCGGAACGGUUUACGUGACGUUACACAAGAAUGAAACCGUUCGUGUUAUUUACGGCAGGCAUUUUCAGUGUAGAUACGAUUUGACACUACACCUUAGGUAUUUUCAUAAUGAUGAUGACUUCCUGUUUACACUAACUACGUUAUUUUUGUCGUCUGCAAUCAUAAAGUAAGUAAAGACCUCUCCAAACAACAUGGCCUCGAAACAUAAAUAUGCAUCGGAUGGUGUCAAACAGUCAGUUGCUACAUUAGUUCAGAAUGGAAAUUCUUUUCAGAAAGUUGCAGAUAUGUUAGAUAUGGCUAAAACAUCUGUGCAUCGAAUUUACGGAAAUUUCUGUGAACGAGGAACUGUAAAAACAGCCCCUAAAACAGGUCGCAAGAAAAGUCUCAGCGAUCGUGACGGAAGGAAAAUUUUACGACAAGUGAAGGCUAACAGGAAAACUCCAUUGGCCGAUGUGACGAAUAAUUUUAACAAUAAUGAAAACAGAAAUGUAUCCAAAAAGACAGUGUGGCGUUUUCUUAAGAAUCAGAGGUAUAGUCGAUGUGUCUGCAAGAAAAAAAUCAGGAUUUCCCCUGUAAACAGACAGAGAAGAAUGGCAUAGUGUCGAGCCAAAUCAACAUGGACAAACGAUGACUGGAAAAAAAUUAUUUUUUCAGACGAGAGUCAAAUUGUUAUUGGUAGUGAUAACAAAGUGUAUAUCUGGAGAAAAAGUGACGAGGCCUUUAGACCAGAAUGUAUUUCACCUGUAAAAACCAAGAAACUUGCCGUGAUGGUUUGGGGUAGCAUAACCUAUCAUGGCGUCGGCACAUUAACACGUGUGGAGGGGAACAUCAAUUCAGAUAAAUAUAUUCAAAUCAUAGACAACAAUCUAUGGCCAGUAAUAGCAAGACACUUUCCUGACAAUAAUUAUAUAUUUCAAGAUGAUAAUGCACCAGUUCAUCGUUCUAGGGCUACUAAAACAUUCAUGGAAUAUAACCAUAUCAACACGAUGGAGUGGCGGGCACAGAGCCCAGAUAUAAACAUUAUAGAAAAUUUAUGGUUAAAGAUUAAAAAAAAGAUAGAGCAAUCAAUGGAUGAGAUUACCUCUGUGGAACAAUUAUAUGAUAAAAUUUAUUCAAUUUGGACCCGUUUCGAUUGUGAAACUAUUAAACAUUUGUACCAAUCCCUCCCCAAGAGAAUCACUGCAGUACGGAGAGCCAAAGGCUAUAUCACGAAAUAUUAAAGUAAGUUUUGAUGAAUAAGGUAUUUUUUGGACAGGGAGAUACAAAAUUGUCUUCUCUUUAAAAUAGUGGCAAUUUAUUUUUAGUAUUCUUUAUGAAAUAUGGUUAUUUUUAGCAUCGAAUCAAACGCGAGUAUUUUUGCAAACUGGACAACGUCAUAAAUCGUUCCGAUACUUUUGUCCACAGUCUGUACAUGUACUAAGAAGUGACAAUGCUGUGUCUAGUACCAUGUAUGUCGAGUAAACCUCAGUCCACGUCCCGGAGUAAUUAUUUUAACAAAAUACAAUAAAGAUGUUUGAUUUCAUCUGUAUUUUAGAUUUUUAAAAUAAGUUAUAUUGACCCGAACAGAAAUACCGGAACCCGAAGUUAAAAAUUUAGAACCGACCCGAUCCAAAAAAAAUUGGAACCGUGACAGCCCUAGUGUUUUGUGCCAUGUAAGGGUGUACUAGUUGUCAGUAGAAAGGAUUUAGACUUUAAAAUAAAUUUGUAGAUGUGCAUAUUGUUAGAACAGGAGGAUACAAUUAUUUUCCUAAAAGUUAAAGUAGAUCUAAGAGGGUUAGAAGGUGUAAAAUAUCCUGUGAACACUUUUCCUAUAUGGCUUAUCGAAUAGAUUCAAAACUUUGGACAAUGCUUCAUUGCCAUUUGUAGAUCUGCAUAUUGUUCGGGACAGGAGGAUCCAAUUAUUUUCCUAAAAGUUAUGGUAGAUCUAAGAGAGGUGGAGGGGUAAAUUAGCUUGUGAACACUUCUCUUCCUAUAUAGCUUAUUGGAUAGCUUUGAAAUUUUGUGCAAUACUGCAUUAUCAUUUAAUGAUUUUCUUAUUGUUCUGAUGAGGGAUCUUUAAAAUAUUUUUCUACAAUUUACAGUGGAUCAAAUAGUGUUUUAAAGCUUUAUUCAUGUACAAGGGGAUGUUCACUUUCCUACUGGUACUUCAGCAUAACAAUCAUCGUUUUUGCAUCAUACAUAACAUUGGCAUUUGUCACAUAGAUGUUGAAUCUUUUCUCCAUCUUUUUCAUCAAUGCACAAAGUACAGUUCAUAAUGUCUUAUGUUCCUGCUCAUGCUUUCUCCUCCAUAUUAUGCAGUACAUUAAGGGGAGGAGGUUGUAAUUUGGAGCACUUUCAAUUUGGGAGCUGAGGAGACAAUUGUUUUUAACAAAAACAAAUUACAUUUUGAUAUAUAUAUUCUAAAAUUUCAGUAUCAGAAUUGUAUUAAACCAAGUGCUUAUAGUGUAGAGUUCCUUUUUAGCUCACCUGAGCUGAAAGCUCACGUGAGCUUUUCUGAUCACCCGUAUUCCGGCGUCCGUCCGUCCGUCUGUUCGUCUGUAAACUUUUCACAUUUUCAACUUCUUCUCAACAACCACUGGGCCAAUUUCAACCAAAGUUGGCACAAAACAUCCUUAGGUAAAGGGAAUUCUAAAUUGUUAAAAUAAAGGGCCAGGCCACCUUCCAAGGGGAGAUAAUCAAGAAAAGGUAAAAAUAGGGUAGGGUCAUUAAAAAAUCUUCUUCUCAAGAACCACUGGGCCAGAAAAGAUGAAAUUUAUAGAUAAGCUUUAUUAGGUAGUGCAGAUUCUAAAUUGUUAAAAUCAUGCCCCCGGGGGUCGGAUGGGGCCACAAUGGGGGAUCAAAGUUUUACAUACAAAUAUAUAGGGAAAAUCUUUAAAAAUCUUCUUCCCAAGAACCACUGAGCCAGAAAAGCUGAGAUUUAUAUGAAAACUUCCUUAUAUAAUGCAGAUUCUAAAUUGUUAAAAUCAUGGCCCCCUGGGGUAGGAUGGGGCCACAAUAGGGGAUCAAAGUCUUACAUACAAAUAUAUAGGAAAAAUCUUUAAAAAUCUUCUUCUCAAGAACCACUGAGCCAGAAAAGCUGAGAUUUAUAUGAAAGCUUCCUGAUAUAGUACAGAUUCUAAAUUGUUAAAAUCAUGGGGCCAAAAAUAAAAAUAUGUUUGUUUCCCCUUGCCCCGACCGGGUCAAAAAAAAGGGCCCGGGUCAAAAGUUUUUUUGCCAAAAAAUUGCGAUGUUGUUUUUUUUUUAUUUCCGUAAAAAAAAUCGUGUCCGCUCCGUGUCGGUUCUAGACGUUACUUCUGCUUUUUUCGGAAGUUACCGGGAUUUAUCGAUACUUGAAAAAAUGGGUGACAGAAUAGCGUUGUCGUCUACUGUAAAGAUAAAAUACAAACACACAUCUAAAGUUGUGCCCAUAAUAGUCAACAGACUCUACAGUUUCUCCAAACACUGUACAUGGAAUGAGGUUUUGAAUGAUUUGACAGCGGACGGCGACCAUAACAUAGACAAGUCGGACGAAGUAACUGUCACCGUGUCGGACAAACUUGCCAACGGUGUAACUUUUGAGCCACAUUUUGAAGAACAGAUACAAGUGGUUCACAACUUUGAUAAAAAAUUGAAAUAUGUACAAUUUGACGUGAUAAGAGACUUAGAACCAAAUAAGAAUGUACCAAAAGGUCAAAAUCCUCCUACAUGUCCUACAGCUUUCGAUGUUUUGAUGAGAAAGUCCAGCACACUGACAAAGCUCCCUCAAAAGAUUGAUGAAGCCUCUCCCAGAUUUACAGCUAAACAAAAACUGUACAACGGGAUAGUGAACAUGUUUGUGGAAUUUGAAGACAAGUUUCCAGUUGUAAUGACGGACAAAGCCAUUAGUGACCAAGUGAUCAUGCCAUUGACCAAUGCUGUGUGGUACUUAAGUGGAAAUAUGGGGACAAUUCAGGAGCGAGCUGUACAUAUGCCAGAUGUUCAAGGAAUUCCUGCAAGGUUUCUUCAGUAUGAUGGCAUCAAUGACUUCAAGAAGAAAAAGGAGAAAAAACCUUCAUUAAAUGCAAAAGAACUUAAAUUACAUGGCCAAUGCGUAUUCAGGGUAGCCUCCAAACCAUAUGCAAACCAUUGGAAUAUCAAAGAUGAAUUGCAUCUUUUGGCAAUUUCCUUAGAUUCUUAUUCUGAGUACUUAGAUAAUGCCAAUCAAAACCAAAAAAUGCGCCAGGAAAAGAUGCAUCCUGUCCGGCAAGUAGAUACCCAUAUGUCUAUUCAGCAUGUCGAAAAAACAAACGAAGUAUUAAACAGAUAUUCCAAAUUAGAUCUUGCGCUUUCAGAGAUGGCAUUUUUUGAACCGUUGUUUUUUGAUGAAACAGCUUUUGGUCCUGAAAUUGAAAUGAAUAGUUCACAGAGAUAUAAAUUUCUAAACAGUAUUGCACUAUCUGUUGAUUUGCAUGUGCUCCAGUAUGACCCAGGUGCUGGCUUAGGGGCAUUGACCUUUUUUUGGAAAGUUCAGGAUAGUAUGUCUACAAAAGAUUUGCAUUUGACGGAUAACCAGGUUAUACACAAUCUCCGUCCUAAGUUGCCCGAAUACCAUACAAGAAAAAUGCGUCUAGAAUUUUAUUCCAUAUAUGAAAAAAUAUCGGGUGUUACAAUACCACCCCACAUACUACGGUCAAUCUAUGCUACAUUGACAGGCGAUGCCACUACCGAUCAAAACCCAGCGAUUGAUCAACGUAUGCGUACAGCUGUGAUGGCUUCAGAUCCAGAACUUAUAGUGGACCUCCGCCUUCUGAACAAGGGGUGUCCGAGUGACACUUUUGAUGUGUUUUUCUCUACAUUGGAACACGAUCUAGAGGAAUUAAAGGCAGCAGAUGAAAGGAGACACGGCAUUGAACAUAUCUCAAAAUAUCUGUCUGUAAGAGAUCUUAUCAAUCAAGUUAAGGCUAAACUUCCUGACGAUGUGCCAAUUCCUAGUGAAUCAACAGUCCUUUUGGCUUUUGUACCAAAAAAUGCUCAUGCAAAUGUCGCAAAGUUAUGUAAAGGCCGCGUACCUUUAAAAAUGAAAGUUCAAACCAGACAACUGCGUGCCAGUCAUCAGGAUGAACAUUACUGCGCUAGUAUAUUCAAAAUGUUGAGACAGUAUGCAAUAAAGUUUAGAGACAAAGUUACAUUUGUAUGUAUGGACGACAAGUCCAAGGUUGAUUUUGGAGAGCCUGGUGUCCAUAUAUCAUCAGGAGUGCGUGGAAAAAAAUCUAUUAUGCCAGUUGAUUCGGCGUUAUCCUGUCUAGAUCAUGAUGUCUCUAGCAAAGGUUCCCUUACUCCAUCAGUUGCAUUAUUUGUUGACAUACCGGAGGACGUAUCAGAGUCAUUUAAUAGAGGUCAGGUUGCUUUAACGAUGAAAGACAGCACAUUUCAGCCUAGUUCUCCUUUCAGACACGCUACAGAAUUGAAAAACAUUCUUGAUCAAGUUGAUGUUAAUGACAAAAAACCUGCUCUGUUUCUUUACACAGAUGGAGGGCCUGACCAUCGUACAACUUACAACAGCGUCAAAUUAUCUUUGAUUAUUUUGUUUAAACAGCUUGGCUUAGAAUUCUUAGUCGCUUGUCGAACAGCCCCAGGACAUUCCUGGGCUAAUCCGGCAGAAAGAAUUAUGUCCUUGCUAAAUAUAGCUUUCCAGAACACGGCUUUGUCCAGGGAGGAAUCUACCUCAGACAUUGAACAAGUUAUUAGGUCAUGCAAUGGAAUGGGUGAAAUAAGACGCAAGGCGGAGAAAGUUGAUGGUCUAAAAACUAAGUGGAUCGAAUCUGUGAGGCCUAUGAUUAACCUGUUAGAAGAACGUGCAAAGCGUGUCCAACUGAAAGGGAAACCCUUUCAAAGUUUUCCGGCAGCAGAUGACAUCGAUGUAGAGAUGACGGAAGCCAGUGUAACUUUGAUUGACCCCACUAUUAGCAUUGGGAACUACCAACAGACCCAUAUGAACAAAGCUAAAAGCUUUAAGGAUUUCAUUGGAAAGCACUGUCAAGAACGCCACUAUGUGUUCCAAAUCAGGCGAUGUUCAGAUGCAGAGUGUUGUCCGCCAUCUUCUAAAGAAUGGCAAUGGUUGCCAGACCCGGUAAUGGAUAACACUGGAAAACACUAUAAAUCUCUGGAGGAAGUCUUGGGAACAAUCACCACAGAGAAAGAUAGACCCUCAUCCACAAAUCAAACAGUGGCAGCAGUUGCUCAGGAACAACAAGGUUGUGAAAACAGAAUGCUUGUUGCCCAGAAUGUGAGAUCUACAAUAAAAUGCACUGAAUGUGACAAACCUAGAUGCAUUUAUUCUAAGCUGAAGUUGAACCCUCGAGAUUUAAGAGCCUUGAAGCACACAACAGAUAAAUAUGACUACACUUGCGGGGCAAUUUUAGCACCAGAAGGGGAUGUUCUACAUGGAAAAGUUUUCACAAGACUCCAGCUUGCAUGUACCAGUCACAUUGAAUUUGCAUACUACAGCUCGGAUGUUGGCCGCAAAGACAUAUGUGCAUAUUGUGUUGCAACAGAGAUCCAAAAGGACAAGGACUUGUGCAAAAACUUUAAAGUUGUGCUGCCAGUUUGUGACUUGUGUCGUUCAAAAAAAUUGGAAGUCCCAAAGAGAAAUCCAAUUAAGAAAUAGUUAAUUCUAGUCUGACAAUCAGUUAAUUCUAGUCUGAUAUUCAUCCUCUCUAAGUCAUUCUUUUUAACAUGUUGUUUAUGAUUUUUGUUUCUACUUGUUUCUAGUCAAGAAUAAAUGUUUUUUGUUUUAAAA